AUGGGCGAAAGUUUCGACCUCGAUUACUGCCUUGGAGAACUGCUCGGCCGCGGUCAGUUCGGCACAGUAUAUCAAUGCGUCUCUGUCUCUACCGGCAAGGGUUUCGCUGUGAAAAUAAUCGACAAGUUCUCCGAUUGCUUCAACCGCCGCUUGGUCUACUCCGAGAUCAAGUUCACGCUCCUCGCGGCUUCCGAGAACCAACACUCGGUCCAAAUCCACCAAGUCUAUGAAGAUUUCACCGCCGUUUAUCUCAUCCUCGAUCUCUGCCCUGGGCUAGAUCUCUUUGACCGCAUUGCUAGCCACGGUGCCUUCUUCGAGAAGAAGGCUGCUGCCCUCAUCACCGAAUUGGUACAAGCAAUAGCAGAAUGCCACCGCCGCGGCAUCGCACACCGCGAUAUAAAACUGGAAAACAUAUUGUUCGGCUCCAAUGGUCGUCUGCUUCUUGCUGAUUUUAGCUGCGCAGCACAUUUCGAGAAGAGAACAAGAACAUUAAAGGGGAAAGUUGGAACUCCUGCUUAUGCUGCUCCGGAAGUAAUGGCCGGCGAAACCUACGAUGAGAAGGUGGAUGUGUGGAGCGCUGGAGUCGUCCUAUACUUGUUGGGUUGGACAUUGUCGUUUAAUGGUGAAACUGUGGAAGAGAUAGUGGCUGCUGUGAAGAAAGGAGAUCCAGUUUGCUUUCCCAAGGAAUUCUUCCCCUGGUUAUCACGUGGAGCCGAAGAUCUGAUAGAACAAAUGCUUGCGAGAGAUCCAGUGAUGAGGCUCUCAGCAGAGCAAGGCAUCCAUGGAUCACGAAAAUGUCAAUGA
Messenger RNA from Dendrobium catenatum, 804 nucleotides. RefSeq names its product phosphoenolpyruvate carboxylase kinase 1-like. Gene Ontology annotation, cellular component: cytoplasm; nucleus. Gene Ontology annotation, biological process: intracellular signal transduction; peptidyl-serine phosphorylation; protein autophosphorylation. The coding region runs from base 1 to 804 and encodes 267 amino acids. Gene Ontology annotation, molecular function: ATP binding; calmodulin binding; calcium-dependent protein serine/threonine kinase activity. The record is from RefSeq and is a predicted model, not a curated record. Lineage: Eukaryota; Viridiplantae; Streptophyta; Magnoliopsida; Asparagales; Orchidaceae. The transcript has 2 exons.